This is a messenger RNA of Rhodamnia argentea, 1668 nucleotides long. RefSeq names its product UDP-glucuronate 4-epimerase 1. The record is from RefSeq and is a predicted model, not a curated record. The transcript is spliced from 2 exons. Bases 62 to 1360 code for a protein of 432 amino acids. NCBI's taxonomy places the organism in Eukaryota, Viridiplantae, Streptophyta, Magnoliopsida, Myrtales, Myrtaceae.
UUUGAUAUUUACGACGGGAAAGCAAGCAAACCCGGAUCGAGAUCGAGCGGCAGCGAAGAGAAUGCCGUCGUUGCAGGAGGAGCUGUUGCCGUCCACCCCCGGGAAGUUCAAGAUCGACCACCGCGGCCACGCCGUGAACCGCCAGUUCCACCGCUGCUUCGCCUCCACCAGCACCCUCUUCCUUUGGGCCCUCUUCCUCGUCGCCCUCACCGCCUCCUACCUCAGCUUCCAGAGCUUCAUCGACUCCGGCAACCGGUACUUCACCGCCUCCUGGGGCGGCAUCCAGUGGGAGAAGCGCGUCCGCGACUCCGCCCAGGUCCACCGCCCCGACGGCUUCUCCGUCCUCGUCACCGGCGCCGCCGGCUUCGUCGGCACCCACGUCUCCCUCGCCCUCAAGAAGCGCGGCGACGGCGUCGUCGGCAUCGAUAACUUCAACACCUACUACGACCCGUCCCUCAAGAAGGCCCGCAAGUCCCUCCUCCAGGGCCGCGGCGUCUUCAUCGUCGAGGGCGACGUCAACGACGCCCGCCUCCUCGCCAAGCUCUUCGAUGUCGUCGCCUUCACCCACGUGAUGCACCUCGCGGCGCAGGCCGGCGUCCGCUACGCCAUGGAGAACCCCCAGUCCUACGUCCACAGCAACGUCGCCGGCCUCGUCACCCUCCUUGAGGCCUGCAAGUCGGCCAACCCCCAGCCCGCCGUCGUCUGGGCCUCCUCCUCCUCCGUCUACGGCCUCAACGAGAAGAGCCCCUUCUCCGAGGCCGACCGCACCGACCGCCCCGCCAGCCUCUACGCCGCCACCAAGAAGGCCGGAGAGGCCAUCACCCACACGUACAACCACAUCUACGGCCUCUCCGUCACCGGCCUCCGCUUCUUCACCGUCUACGGCCCCUGGGGCCGCCCCGACAUGGCCUACUUCUCCUUCACCCGCAACAUCCUCCAGGGCAAGCCCAUCACCAUCUACCGGGGCAAGAACCAGGUCGACCUCGCCCGCGACUUCACCUACAUCGACGACAUCGUCAAGGGCUGCGUCGGGUCCCUCGACACCGCCGGCAAGAGCACCGGGUCCGGCGGCAAGAAGGCCGGCCCGGCCCCGUACCGGGUCUUCAACCUCGGGAACACGUCCCCGGUCACGGUCCCGACGCUGGUGAGCAUCCUGGAGCGGCACCUGAAGGUGAAGGCGAAGCGGAACGUGGUGGACAUGCCCGGGAACGGCGACGUCCCGUUCACGCAUGCGAACAUCAGCUCGGCCCGGCGGGAGCUCGGGUACAAGCCCACGACCGACUUGCAAACCGGGUUGAAGAAGUUCGUCAAGUGGUACUUGUCUUAUCACGGCUACAAUCGCGGCAACAAUGUAAAUUGAAAUUUUCUUUUCCCUCUUCUUUAAAUUUUCCUUUUUUACCCUUUUUGGACAAUUUUUUUUUUUUGGGGGGUAAAAACUUGCUUGUUGUUGUAUUUUCUCUGUGGGGGGCCAAAGAAGAAGGCCCCAAAAAAAAAAAAAAUGGAAAGUGGCCGAAAAAAAAAAAAAAAAAAGGAGAGUAGGUUCUUUACUUGGAGGAGAGGGGUAGCGAUGGAAAAACAGAAUAUGCUACACGCCCAGUAAAUUUUUUGUUGCUGUUUUGUAAAGGAAAAGAAGUUUCGGAAUUGAAUUAAGGCCCUCGCUUUUCAUUA